AUGGCUGCCAAGAAACAUCGUUUGUACGGCCCGGACCACGCUGAACCCGAACCCGAACCCGCACAGCCGACAACCUCAGUUGAGAACACAAAAUCUAUUCCUCUCCCAAACGAAAUCGUCUCUCUCAUCGCCGAUUCAGUUCAAGAUCUUAUCCCAUUGACUCUAGUCUCGCGUCAAUGGUAUCACGCCGCACAGUCUCGCCUUCACUGGCAAAUCCGUGUUUCCUCCGGAGCAUCCUGCAAACAUUGGAGUAAAAAAUUCAAAAAGUUUCCGCAUCUAGCAAGUUUUGUUCGAGUCUUGGAGCUCUCCGACCCCGAAGACGAUUGCCUAGAAUCCCCCUAUUUGCGAGGCCAACCCGCGAAACGACUUGCAGCAGCUCUUCUUACAGGCGUGACACGACUCGAAAUAGUCGAUUUCGUACGUUGGGGGCCUGUCGAACAGAGACUCAUCAAGAGUUUUUGUAAUCUGGAGUGCCUUUUCUGUUGGUCGAAUCCCAUGCAUGAGUCGGAGCAAGGAUUUGCCUGA
Marasmius oreades (fairy-ring Marasmius) is the source of this 525-nucleotide messenger RNA. RefSeq lists its product as uncharacterized. Lineage: Eukaryota; Fungi; Basidiomycota; Agaricomycetes; Agaricales; Marasmiaceae. The transcript has a single exon. Bases 1 to 525 code for a protein of 174 amino acids. The record is from RefSeq and is a predicted model, not a curated record.